AUGAAUAAAAAAAAUUAUAGCAUUUUUUUUUCGUAUGUUAAUGAGACCCAAAAAGGAAUACUACAUUAUAUCUCAUUUAAAUUUCUUUGCUUAUGUUUAUAUAUGAUCGGUUUUUAUUAUGUUUUUCUAAAUAAUUCUUCAGAAAAUAGUAGCUCAGAAAUUGUUAAAAAUUGUAAUAUAUAUAAAAGAAAUUUAGUUCAGGUAGAAAAAAAUAAUAAGGGUUCAAAAGUAAAAGAAAGCUUAAAACUUAAAAAAGAAGAUAGUGAUAAAUCAAUAGACAACGUAAAUGACAUAAAAUAUAACGAACAAAAGAUACAAGAAAAUAUAUAUACAAUUAAUAAUGAUAUUGAGAAUACUAAUGUAAAAAAUGAGCGUAAUAUUUUUAUUAGUAGUAUAAAUAAUAAUGAUAUGUCAAAGAAUUUAACGGAAAAGGAAUUAUAUGAGGUUUUAAAUUCUUUAGAGGAAUGUCCAUCAAAUGAAGAUCUUAGAAAAAUAUGGACAAACACACUUACUGUAGCAAAAGGAGGAUUUGAUGAUAUACAAAAAGAAUUGAAGGAAUUAAUACAAGAAUAUUUAGAUAAUGAUAUUUAUCCUAUCUUUCGUUGUAUUAAAGGAAAAUUUGGAUAUGGAAGUAUAUGGGAAGAAAAUAUUUUUAGAUUUUAUAGAACUGUAGCAAAUGAAGAAGUACAAUACAGUAACGAUUUUUAUAGGUUAAUUAAUGAUGAACAUACACUUGAAGAUAUAUUAAAAUUUAUUUAUUCAUUCUUAGAACAUUUCAAGACAUUAAAAAAGGAAUUACAAGAAGAACACCAAAAGCAACUCUUACAAAAAAUUGAACAAAAAGUAAAUAAGUGA
Plasmodium falciparum 3D7 is the source of this 855-nucleotide messenger RNA. Its product is annotated as PRESAN domain-containing protein. The record is from RefSeq and is a predicted model, not a curated record. The transcript is spliced from 2 exons. NCBI's taxonomy places the organism in Eukaryota, Apicomplexa, Aconoidasida, Haemosporida, Plasmodiidae. Bases 1 to 855 code for a protein of 284 amino acids.